Closterium sp. Naga37s-1 is the source of this 5617-nucleotide messenger RNA. The record is from the annotation of a GenBank genome assembly. NCBI's taxonomy places the organism in Eukaryota, Viridiplantae, Streptophyta, Zygnematophyceae, Desmidiales, Closteriaceae.
CUCAACUCUCCUCGCACAUCAUCCCCUACCCGCCUUCCCGUGUCCUUCCCGUCACACCCUCCGCACAUCUCCCUCCUGCCCCGACCCCCGCCCACAGCUGAUGUGGCGGCUGAGCCGCAAGCAGCAGCUGCGCGACUCCCUCCCGCAGCAGCCAGCAGCAGCAGAAGCGGCCCUGCUGCCCUGGUGGGGGGUGUCAGCAGUGGCGGUGGAAGGCGACGACCUGCAAGGGUUGUCGGAUGACGAGCUGUAUGCGCUGCAGGUGCUGCAGCAGGCGGAGGGCGGGCGCAUGCUGGUGGGGGAGAUGCGUGAGGAUGUGGUGCGGCAGCUGUACUGCCGCCACCUCGUAUACCUAGACGUGCCCGUGCUGCCCUCUGACCGCGUGCAGUGUGAGUGGGAGGCCUCUGUACGGAUGCUGCCUCUGGAUGGCUUUGUGUCCAACCGCAACACACAGGGCGCCAGGGACAUGGAGAAGCUGUUCUACGACCUGCUAGUGGCAGCGAGUCACACCACCACAGUGGCAGCGCUAGCGGACACGCUACAGGUGCCGCUGCACCGCCUGCUGCCCAUCGUCUCCCUCGCCUGCCGUCUGCGCUGGGCCGAAAAGCUCCCCCCGCUCCCCUCCCCCACUCCUGCUUCCUCUGGGCCCCUCCCCUCCCCUCUGCCCAGCCCUCUGCCCGAUCAACUGCCCAGCCCUCUGCCUGAUCACUUGUCUAGCCCCUUGCCGCUGCAUGACACAGAGGAGGCUCCUGUGGCCUCUGUUGUUGUGCCUGGGGAAGCAGACGAGGGAGAGCUGCCUCUCCCCUCCACCUUCCCAACGAGCGCAGACCCCCUGAUCUCCUCACCGCACCUCACCCUCAACCCCAGCUCUUGCAGUAGCAGCAGUGGCAGCAGCGGCGCUCUUGGGAUGGGAGCGGGAGCAGCAGGGAAAGGCGCAGGAGUAGUGGUGGUGGACGGGGCAGCAGCAGCAGCAGCAGCAGCAGCAGCAGCAGCAGCAGCAGCAGCAGCAGCAGCAGCAGCAGCAGCAGCAGCAGCAGCAGCAGCAGCAGCAGCAGCAGCAGCAGCAGCAGCAGCAGCAGCAGCAGCAGCAGCAGCAGCAGCAGCAGCAGCAGCAGCAGCAGCAGCAGCAGCAGCAGCAGCAGCAGCAGCAGCAGCAGCAGCAGCAGCAGCAGCAGCAGCAGCAGCAGCAGCAGCAGCAGCAGCAGCAGCAGCAGCAGCAGCAGCAGCAGCAGCAGCAGCAGCAGCAGCAGCAGCAGCAGCAGCAGCAGCAACAGCAGCAGCAGCAGCAGGGGUAGUUGCCGCGUCUAGUCUGACGGGCGGGGCAGGGACGGAAUCAGUGGGGGGAGCAGUGGAGUCAGGGUGUAUGGGCGGGGCAGUGGGGGAUGGAGCGGAAGGGGUGGCGGCGCAGCGAGUGAGUGUGGCGCUGCUGGUGGAUGCGCGCAUCACGUCGUUCCUCAUGAUGGGGUCCUUCUCCCACGACCUGAAGCGGCACGCAGUGAUGCUGUUUGAGGCGGGCAAGCUGGCAGAGCCGCAGGUGCUGCAGCUGUGGGAGCAGCUGCACCUGGUGGAGCACAGCGCCGACCUCGCAGGGGACCUGCUGCGCCUGCGCACCCUCGCCUCCUGCCUCCGCUGCGCCAUCGCCACCCUGCGCUGCCUCUCCCUGCCCCCCUCCGCUGCAACCUCCGCCUCCCCUGCCGUCCCCACCUCUGCUUCAACUUUUUCCUCCCCUUCUGCUCCUCUCUCCGCCUCCCCCUCCCCUUCCCCUGCUGCCUCUUCCUCUCCUGUCCCCUCUUCUGCUGCUCUAUCUUUGCCCACCUCAAGGAGUAGAGAAGGAAAUUGUGGGGAGGAGGAGGAAGAGGAGAAGGAGAAGCGGAGUGCGUUGGGGAAUGGGAUGGAGAGAGGCGAAGCGGAGGGAGCAGCACAGAUAACUUAUGAGUGCAUUCACAAAGGCAUGGAGGGAAGGCAAGGCCCUGAAUCAGCUGCAUUCAAAGGGAGCACCCUUCCUGUUGCGCCCUAUCCUCCAAAAACUGCUGCUGCUUCUGCUUCUGCUGCUGCUGCUGCUGCUUCUGCUGCUGCUGCUGCUGCUUCUGACUCUGCCACUGCUGCUGGCCCGCUCCCCCUUAUGUCCCACGACUUACCUGUGCCUGCAUUCGCUGAUAGCCACUUGCUUCAAGCAGCAGCAGGAAAAACAGCAGAAGCAGCUUCAACAGCAGCAGCAGCAGCAGCAGCAGCAGGAAUAGCAGGAGCUGCAACAGCUGUCCAAUCAGCAUCGUCUGAGAGUGCCAGAGACGAACCUGAAGCAGCUACCGCUCUGCACCCACCCCUAAUGCAAGGAAUCCCCUCCCCAUCAGCAGCUGGGUUUGCUAGUAUUGCUGCUCCCUCCUCUGUUGACAGUGACACCACUGCAACCGCCAGCACGAUAAGCGGCACUAGCACCAAUAGUGCUGCUGGCAACAGCGCUUCCCUCCAAACCACAUCUCCUACCCUUGACUGCAACACUACCUACCCCACCCCUACCCCUGCACACCGCACACCUCCUCCCACCAUCAUCACCUCUCUGCAAUCCCCACACUCGUCCUCCACCACUCCUCACUCCUCUGCAUCCCCCUCCGGCCCCACAUGGUCCCACCGCCUCAUUACCGCAGCAGAGGCAGCAGGGGCGCGUCUUUCCAGCUCCGUUCCCACCCACCCGCUCCCCUCCCUCUCCGCCCUCUCCUCCUUCUCCUCGCUCUCCUCCCUGCACCUCUACCCGGGCAGCAUCUCCCUUGCGCUGAGCGAGGUGGCAGGGUCGGUGGCAGGGAGCGUGGCAGAGCGGGUGACAGCUACAGCCGACUCCCUCGCUGUAGCGCUCACGCCCAGGGGAAGCAGCAGCAACAGCAGCAGCAGCAGCAGCAGCACCACGCGCAGCAGCAGCGACAAGGGUGUCAGCAGAUCCAACUCUGCUGGCACGCCAAGGCAGCACCAUGUCUCUGCAGCAGCAUCCGCCACUCGUGCUGGAAAAUCCUCUGAAGCCCCUCCUAGCUUGUGCAGCCUCACGCCGGGCACUUCCUCAACUCUUCCUCCUCAUGUGCGGUGUAACCGAGUGGAGAUUAUUCGAGGGGAGAGCCUGGCGAGUCUCUCUCCAUCCAUACGGCAGCGCCUGCUGUCCCGCGACUACCAUGUGAUUGUCUCCGCUCUCCCGCUCCUCCCAUCCGCCAUGCUCUCGCCUCCCUUCCCCGACGCGCUCCGUGAUACCCCUGCCCUCCCUGCUGUGAUCUCUGCUGCCCCUGCUGUAGCUGCAGCAGCAGCAGCAGCAGCAGCACCUUCAGGUGGUGCGGGCGAGUAUGAUUCCACACUACCUGCUGCUGCCAGCAUCUCAUCGCCCAGGAGCCCCUCUGUUGCUCUGCCAACCCACGUGCAAUCCCUAUCCGCUGCAGCAGCUGCAGCAGGGAACCCAGCAUCACCGCCCCCCGCUGCACCAGCAGCACCAGCGGCACAAGCACCAGCACCAGCAGCGGCAACAGCAGUGGUGCACUUCGGAUCCCCCGCUCCUGCCUUCGCCACGCCGUGGCUGAAGCUUCUCCUGUACGUGCUCUCCCGCUGCGCCCCCCCCACCAUCGUUCUUGUGCGCGGGCAGAGGCUCAGGCACCUCCCCUUGGUGCUGCGCACGUGUGAGUGUGCUCUAGUGGGAAUGUGGGAUGGGGGGGACAUUCGCAAGGGGGGCAGGGCAGGCGGGGGAGGAGGGGACGAGUGGUGGGGGGAUGGGGGGGAGAAUGGCGGUGGGGGAGGGGGAGUGGGGUGGGGUGAGGAUACAGUGGGGGGUUUGACGGUGGUGCCUCGGGGUGUGUUGCUGCAUGUGUUGAACACGCUGCUGCUGCGAUCAGCGGUGAUGGUGCAACCUCUUAUGAGCUCGCGCUAUGCUGUAAGGCACAUACCGCUGCCACUCCUCCCCACGCGCAGGCGCGCUGUUGCUUCUGGGCGUGCUGCUGCAGAUCCGACGGAUGGUGCUGCUGCAGGUGCAUGUGGUACUGACAGUGAUGCUAUGGAAGCAUGUGACUUGCUACGUGGGAGGUCAGCAGCAGAAGGAACAGGGGCAAUCGAAACAGGGGCAGCCGAAGCAGGGGCAGCCGAAACAGGGGCAGCCGAAACAGGGGCAAUCGAAACAGGGGCAGCCGAAGCAGGGGCAGCCGAAACAGGGGCAGCCGAAACAGGGGCAGCCGAAACAGGGGCAGCCGAAACAGGGGCAGCCGAAACAGGGGCAGCCGAAACAGGGGCAGCCGAAGCAGGGGCAGCUAACACGGACCAAGAAGGUGUGGUAUGUGGUGGCAGCAGGGGCGAGAACCUCACGGGUAACGAGGCAGGGGAGGAGCAGGCAGAUCAGGAAACGGACAGUGGGGCGGCUACAGAGCACACGAGGGAAAAUAAGGGAGGUAGAGCAAGAGAGGAAGCGGAAGGACGAGCAUUGCAGCAGGUGGAGGGGAUGAGGUGCAUAGAGAGAGUGGCGUAUCCGUUGGGGCUGACAGGCAUGGGUGUGCUCACGCUCAUGCAUGUAUACAGAACAGCUCACCAAGCAUCCCGCCUGCACACAACUAAUGAGACGAGUCAAACCCCCGUCCCACCCCCUCCCCUUGCUACCACCGCACAGGUGUGCAGGGCGGCGCAUGAAGCAUCCUUGCUGGGCGCGGGCCAGCGGCAGCAGCAGCUAGCAGCCGCCACGACCACGCGGCGCCUGCUGCUCGCUCUCAUCCGUGACCUGCGCCCCCACAGCCCUCUCUGCCUCGCUGCCUCCUCCCUGCAUGCGCCCGGGAUUUGCGCGUUUCAGCGCAGGUGGUUGCUUGCGGGAGGAGGCGGGGUGUGUGAGGGGGAAGGGGGAGGUGGGGGCGUGUGGGAGGGGAGAGAGGGAAGAAGGGGGAGAGAGGGUUUAGAGUGGAGAGGGCGUGGAGUGGAGUAUGGUGAGAGGGGCAGCAGUGGUGGGGAUGUGUCUUGUGCACGGCUGGAGCAGGCAAGGGAGGGCGUGAGGACAUGCUCUGGGUGUAAGGCUGGUGUUGUUUCUGCUAGUGCCUGCUGCAGGGACGGUUGUGGUGGCAGGUGGUGCAGCAGAGAAUGUGGCGGUGCAAGGGACAACAGGCAGGACAGUGAGCCGUUGGUCUGCGCGCACCUCAUUGCAGGGCACUGCAUGCAACCCCGGUGCACGCAUACGCAUGGGAUGCAGCAGCACUCUCUCUCGCCGCCACUCAAUAGCUGCAACUUGCUGUUGGCACUCUUGUACGGUUUGAUGCUCGCCACCAUGCUCGCCACCAUGCUCGCCACCAUGCUCGCCACCAUGCUCGCCACCAUGCUCGUCACCAUGCUCGCCACCAUGCUCGCUACCAGGCUGGCCACCGAGGAUGCUGCUGCUGCUGCUAAUGCUAGCAGUACAGGUGCUGGCGCUGGUGGUGUGCGGUACAACGGAGCAGAGGAAGAGGAGGGUGACUGCAAUGAUGACGAUGAUGAUCUCACGUCGCUGGUUCUCCCUGGCUUGAACCUCUACUUUGAUGGCCACUCCCUCUGGCCGCUUGACAUCUCCUCGUGCCGCCAGGGAAGCGUGAUGUCGAGAGUGCUGCCACGGCAUCACACCACCACACGGCAAGCCGGCAGAUAG